Molecule: messenger RNA, 1269 nt
Organism: Spirodela intermedia
Lineage: Eukaryota; Viridiplantae; Streptophyta; Magnoliopsida; Alismatales; Araceae
Source: the annotation of a GenBank genome assembly
AUGGAACCUGCAGAUCAGGGGGGUAGAGGAGGAGGGGUGGCGUCCAACAGCAGCAGCGACGACAGCAGCAGGAGCAAUUCUGAGCAGUACCAGCGUCGCCGCCACCACCAGCAAGGCGGCGGCGGCGACGGCAGCAGCGGCGGGGGCUCUGCGUUGAGGAUGGUCCCUUUCGAGGGGCGAACCCUACAUGGUGGUGAACCGUCCUCCAACAACAACAAUAGCAACAGCAAGCAGACUCCCUCCGGGUUCAUGGGCGGCGCCGCCCUCCCCGGCGGUGCCGCCGCCGCCCCGAAGCGGUCCUCCAAGGACCGCCACACGAAGGUGGACGGGCGUGGGCGGCGGAUCCGCAUGCCCGCCCCCUGCGCCGCCAGAGUCUUCCAGUUGACCCGCGAGCUGGGCCACAAGUCAGACGGGGAGACCAUCGAGUGGCUCCUCCAGCAGGCCGAGCCCGCCAUCGUGGCCGCCACCGGCUCCGGAACCAUCCCCGCCAACUUCUCCUCCCUCAACGUCUCCGUCCGCAGCGGCGGCGGCUCCUCCAUCUCCGCCCCCUCCUCCCACCGUCUGGCACUCCACCACCACCACCAGCAGGCCGCCGCCGCCGCCCAGAUGGCGGAGACCCUCCACGGCGGCGGCGGCGAGCCGUCAGCGGAGACCCACAUGAGGAAACGCUACAGAGAGGACCUGUUCAAGGAAGAUCCGCAGCAGGACCGGGGAGGCGGCGCCGCCAAGUCACCGUCGUCGCCGCCGCCGCAGCAGAGCUCGCGGCAGCAAGAGGCGGCGGAGCUCAGGUCGUCCCCUGGCGUCGUCCCAGCGGCGGCGAUGUGGGCGGUGGCGGCGCCGGCGCCGGCCAGCGGCGGGGGAGCUUUCUGGAUGCUCCCGGUCAACGCGCCGGGAUCCAGCGCCGCCACCGUGGCGGCCCCCGUUUCCUCUGAGUCCUCGUUCUGGACGCUGCCGACGACGGCGGGGAGGUUCCGGACGGCAGCGCAGAUCCAGACGCCGCUCCACUUCAUCUCCGGCGGGAUGGACCGCCCGAUGGGGGCGGUACCGGUGGGAUCGAUGCUUCUGCAGCAGCAGCAGCCGGCGGCGGCGGCGCAGCAUCUGGGGAUAGGCUUAUCGGAGACCAACAUGGGCAUGCUGGCGGCGCUCAAUGCUUACAACCGCGCCGGGAUGAGCUCGGCGGCGGAGCAGAAUCGCCACCAGGUGCAACCGCCGCCUCCUUCGCAGGCGUCGGAGAGAGGCGAUGAGCAUCGCCGUGGCUCUCAUCAGUAA